This is a messenger RNA of Beta vulgaris subsp. vulgaris (sugar beet), 1771 nucleotides long. RefSeq lists its product as hypothetical. Gene Ontology annotation, biological process: chloroplast organization; regulation of DNA-templated transcription. The transcript has 5 exons. The record is from RefSeq and is a predicted model, not a curated record. Gene Ontology annotation, cellular component: chloroplast stroma. Lineage: Eukaryota; Viridiplantae; Streptophyta; Magnoliopsida; Caryophyllales; Amaranthaceae. Bases 317 to 1333 code for a protein of 338 amino acids.
UCCUCAAAAGAAGUUGUCGGAUUAUUACACAAUCCUGGUUUUCCAUAAUCAAAUUACUUUCCCCCAUUCUGAAACAGAUAAAAGAGGGACAGAAAAGGAUUGCAGCACAAAUUCAGAAUCUUUUAUCCUGGUAAGCUCAAAAGCUUUAGAUUUUGGAUACGCCACUACUCGAAACAGUUUGUUUGUAGGACUAGGUUAUUAUUAGUUCAAUAAACUUGAUUUGAAGUAACAACAGUAAUAGUUUGGAUAGAAGAAUCAUAUCUGUUCUGGGUUCAGUGUAAAACCUCAUUUAGUUGUAUUGUAAUUUCUGGGAAGAAUGUCAAUAUGUCAGAACAUAAAUUUCUUUAUAUUUCCUCAUGAUUGUGUUUCUUUUGGUAUGUCAAAAAAUUCCCUACAAAUUCAUUCACAAUAUUCAUGCAUACCCAAUUCAUUAUCUGUUGUUCGUCAUCGGUUGCAGCAUUGUGCUGCUGUAGUGAGAAACUCUGAUGCAAAAUCAAACCCUAAUGAUGAUUCUGACCCCAAAUUGAAACCUAAGAGAAAAACUAGUUUAAAGAAAACCAAAGAUGUAGAAGCUGAACCAAACAAUGCUUUGAAACUCCCACCAAGAAAGCCAAGGCGUGGGCGUAGGAGUGAGGCUGUUGCUGUUGAGGAUUUUGUACGCGGCUCGCUUGAAAAGACAUUUGCUUCAAUUCAGGAGCAGAAUCCUGAUGUUUUUGUGAAAAAGGAGAAGAUUCUUAGAAAUGUUGAUGGUGAUGAUGAUGAUGAUAUUGAUAAUGAUAGUGAAAUAGAUGAGGAGAUGGUUAUUGAUGAGGAUGAUCCGAGUUGGCCAGUGGAUGCGGAUGUUGGAUGGGGUACGAGUGCAUCAGAUUAUUUUGAAAAGUAUCCUAUUAAAAACAUAGUUGGAGAAGAUGGUGCUGAAAUUGAUUGGGAAGGUGAAAUUGAUGAUAGUUGGGUACAAGAAAUCAAUUGCCUGGAGUGGGAGAGUUUUGCUUUUCACCCGAGUCCGUUGAUUGUUCUUGUUUUUGAAAGAUACAACAGGGCAACUGAUAACUGGAAACUUCUUAAAGAGUUGGAGAAGGCACUCAAGGUUUAUUGGAAUGCGAAAGACCGACUUCCCCCUCGUGCAGUCAAAUUGGAUAUCAAUAUCGAGAGAGAUUUAGCAUAUGCUCUGAAAGUCAGACAGUGCCCGCAAAUACUAUUUUUACGUGGACACAAAAUUUUGUACAGGGAAAGCGAGCCGAGAACCUCGGAUGAAUUGGUCCAAAUGAUCGCAUAUUUCUAUUACAAAGCUAAAAAGCCUUCAUGGAUUGAUGAAGCAGCUCUAGCUUUGUAGGUCCUCACCCAUCGGGAGGCUCGUUGACAAGUGAUGCUAUAUGGAUUUCAGCCAUCAAUGAUCAAUGAAAUAACAAGUUGAUUAUUGUCAUAUUUAGGUAAGUAUGGAGAUUUGGAGAUCGAGUUGCAGGUAAUCAUGGCGGGAGAGCUAAAGAUGAAGAAUUUGUGUGUACCUUAAGUCUUCUUUGUUGGGUUUAGGAUUAGAAUGUAUCGUACUCGUAUAACUAGUCAAGUAUAGCUCCUACUGCCUUGUAAUAUAUUCAUGUUAUUGAUGAUGCUUGUUGUACCUAAGCUUAAAGCUUGAAAGCAUAUUGUAAUCCCUAGCAUUUGGUUAAACUUAAAGUACUUCGGUCGGUUGGUCCUUCUUGGAUAUGAUCUGCCAUAAUCACUUCUAUAAUCCUUCAAGUAUGUGCUUCAAUGGAAUAUAUUUUUUCGGAUA